Anopheles arabiensis is the source of this 2288-nucleotide messenger RNA. RefSeq lists its product as uncharacterized. Lineage: Eukaryota; Metazoa; Arthropoda; Insecta; Diptera; Culicidae. The transcript has 4 exons. The record is from RefSeq and is a predicted model, not a curated record. The coding region runs from base 864 to 2084 and encodes 406 amino acids.
UGCGUCGCCCGGUACUACGUGCAUUGAGUGUCUUUAAUGAUUCUUCCCACCACUUUGAUUACCACCUUACCCUAACAUGCUUCCACAAUCGCCUAAAGUCCUAACUAUUAUGUAUACCCUUCUUUCACUUUUUUGUACUUAUGCGCCCUUUAAAUUUUUCAAUGUUCUAUUAGUCCUAAUGGCUCAUUACUUUUGUUAAGAUAAUAAGAUUCGAUCUAGGUUCGUAGACUAGUACAUAAGAAUAUGUUAUGUAAAGCCAUACUGGCAAACAUUGAAAUUCAUCGAAAUAUGAAAUGUGAAACAUGGUAUUAUUGUUAAAAACACGGUGGAUUUUUUUAGAUAAAUGUAUUUUAUGAGGGAAAAGGAAAAAGGUCAAUUAGUCCACUGGUAGCGAUUGAAACUAACGUUUUUUCGACUAAACGGCAAGUGCAGGCGCAUCCUGCCCUUUUAUUUCCUAGCUUAUCGUUUCUCUGAUUCUUCCCUCUCGCUCUUGUACCUCGUGUACCUGACAGGCUGUUGGGCACUCACACAUUUCCAACAAUUAUAUUUCUCCAGCACCCAACCGUGACAAUAAUUGAUUCAACACGACUUGAAAUAAUGGUGAAUGGUAUUUUAAAAAUUGUUUCUGCUUUACGCUGGCGCACGAUGUAUAACAGUAGAGUAAGGUUCGAGUGAUUUGUUGCAUUCACUCACCAACACGAGCGCGGCAGUGUAGAUAAAACCGUGUGAUGGUUGCUUUCCUAUUUAAAGAUGAGAAGUUUGUUACAGAAAGACAGUUUGGUUGACGCUGUUAAAGUAAACAUAUCUCAACAUAACGUUGACUUUUGUAAACUUGCGAAUAUUUGACGUGUGCUACCAGUAUAAUGUACAAUCAAGACGAGCUUGAGGCUCCGGGUUGGUUGAACGACGAGUUCUUCCGUGAUGUGAUGCGCGAAUCAAAUAACGAUCCCACGAUCGAGUUAAUCAAGCCAUGUGUUUUACGUCCGGACACCAAUAAAGGGGACCAUUACGCUAGUGUCAUGUUCCGCACGACCGUCACGUAUCGAUCCCAGCGUUCAAGUGAAGAGAAGUCGGUCAACAUCAUCAUGAAAACGAAGUCAGAAGCAGACGGAUUGAAGAAGGAGCUUUUGGAUGACGAUAGAUUGUUUGCGAUAGAAAUUGAAAUGUACAGCAAGGUUCUUCCGGAGAUGACAAGAAUGUUAAAAGAGAUAGGAGAAGAGUACAAAUAUCCUCGAUACAUCUUCGGUGCUUUGAAGCCCCACACGAUCCUGAUUUUGGAGGAUAUUAGUGACCAGGGAUGGGUGAUGGGUGAUUUAAUCAACAAUUUGGACGAUAUGAAGCCAAUAGUGAAAGAUAUUGCUAUGUUUCACGCUGCGUCCGUAAUGUUGGAAAGCGCUGACUCAACAUUUGCUGAAAGACACGCAUAUUCGAUGAGUGACAAGUUUGUAGGCUUCGAGGGCAUGAUCACGAAGGGCUUUGGGGAUCUGAUGCAUCUCACAAAGAGGUAUCCAGAGUUUGCACACUUUGCAAAGCCAUUGCAAAAGUUCCAGGAUAAUUUACGGGAGCUCUACGUAUCAUCGUACAUCCAGUCAAACACGAUCCAAAACGUGUUGAUACAUGGAGAUUUUCAUGGUAAAAACAUGCUCCAUCAAGUCGAUGCUGAAGGACGACACACCGAUACGAUACUUCUUGAUUAUCAAAUUUGUUGCUGGACCACACCGGCGGUUGAUGUGUAUUAUCUACUGGAUAUGAUACCAACUCAAAAAGUAAAGGACAAACAUCGGUCUGAGUUGAUAUAUAUGUAUUAUCAACAGUACAGUGAUUUACUGAAGCGACUAGGAUAUGUGGGUAAAAUACCGUCCUUGCUGGAUCUGCAGAUAGAGCUGCUCCGACAUGCUGGACUAGAGUUGUUUCACUACGCCAUUUUUAGUCCGAUUCACUACAUGAAUCAAAAUGAUAUAGAUGUAGAGGCAUGGGUGAAAGGAAAUUUCAAUAAUCCCGUCCUCAAUAAUCCAGAGUUCAAGAAGCUAAUGUACACCGAGCUAACGCGCUUCCUACACCAAGGAACAUUACAAUUCAGCUGAUUCGCAACAGAUUUCAUGGCUUGUUGAACUGUUGCUUUAUAAAUGUGUUCAGGCACGAAAGCCCUGUUUAACGAAACACGAAGGUCGUUCGUUAAGUUUGGAGCUUUCGGGCACGAUCGAUAGUUCAUAAGUAUAAGUGGAUUCCGUGAAAUAAACUGUCUUCUAAUUGUGCGAUACGAGAAACAAUAGCUGAUUAGUAUAAAA